UUUAUUAAGUUUUGUUUGAAUAAUUUAGCUAUAAAGCAGAUAAAACAUGAAUUCUCACAAAACUGUUCAAGAAAAGUGGAUUAGUCCUGCGAAAAGAGAAUAUAUUCCAGUUGAAGGGUUUACUCUCACUGAUCAAUUUAAACAAGCAAAGCAUCAAAUUGAUAAUUUUGAAGUUAGCGAUGAUGAUAUUUGGAUUUCUACCUUUCCUAAGUCAGGAACCACUUGGACUCAAGAAAUGGUGUGGAUGAUUUUUAAUAAUUUGGAUUUUGAAAAAGCAAAAGAAGAUUUAAAUGACCGAUCUCCAUUUUUGGAAAUAAGUACCCUAGUUGAUUAUCAAAAGCUGAUGAAAACCUGUACGGAUUUUAAAGUACCAGCAAGUCGACUAGACUCUAUAAACUUUGUCAAAUCUCAAAAAGGACCAAAGGUAGUUAAAACACAUUUACCUUGGGAAUUAUUACCAAAACAAAUUCAAAACGGAGUUAAAAAACCAAAGAUUAUUUAUGUCGCUCGAAAUCCAAAAGACGUUUGUGUCUCUUUUUAUAACCACGAGCAGUUGAUAAGCGGUUACACCGGCACUUUUGAUGAAUUUUGUGAAUUGUUUCUUGCAGGAAAAGUGUUAUAUGCACCAUACUGGCAGCAUGUUUUGACGUAUUGGAAAAUGAGGAACGCACCAAAUUUCCUUUUCCUAAAAUACGAAGAUAUGAAAAAAGAUUUACGCAAAGUGAUACAAAAAGUUUCCGAGUUUCUAGAACGUCCCUUGAACGAUCAACAGGUUGACAUUUUGCUUGAGCACUUAAGUUUUGAAAAAAUGAAGCAAAAUCCCGCGGUUAAUAAAGAAGACAUGAUUAAUAUAUAUAAAAAACAUAAUAUAACAAAUUCCGACGGAAAGUUUUUCAGGUCUGGACAAACUGGUGAUUACAAGGUUAUGAUGUCUUCAGAAAUGAUAAACCGAUUUGAUGAAUGGAUUCAAAGAAAUACAGAAGGAAGUGAUUAUGUGGUGUAAAAUGACCAUUACAUACAUUAUACAUUAAUAUUAUUAAUAUUAAACAGAUAUAAAUUAAUUCUAUUACUUAUGUUUAUCUACUAUGUACAAAAUGCACUUACUAUAGCGUUUACUUUUAAGUUUAUAUAAAACUUUAUGAUCUUAAAACUGUAGAACUAGCGUUGCCAUGGGGAAUUUUAAUACUAUAAACCUGUCUUCUAAUAUUUAUAUAAUGAAUUUAAUUCUGUUAGUAUUCAAAGUGCUUUUCAAUACGUGUCUGUAUAGAGUGAUUUUGAAAUACACAACUUGUAAAUCCAA
Molecule: messenger RNA, 1300 nt
Organism: Tribolium madens (black flour beetle)
Lineage: Eukaryota; Metazoa; Arthropoda; Insecta; Coleoptera; Tenebrionidae
Product: luciferin sulfotransferase-like
Exons: 5
Coding region: 47-1003 (318 amino acids)
Biological process (GO): sulfation
Cellular component (GO): cytoplasm
Molecular function (GO): sulfotransferase activity
Source: RefSeq, a predicted model, not a curated record